Molecule: messenger RNA, 1789 nt
Organism: Piliocolobus tephrosceles (Ugandan red Colobus)
Lineage: Eukaryota; Metazoa; Chordata; Mammalia; Primates; Cercopithecidae
Product: tetraspanin-10
Exons: 2
Coding region: 614-1291 (225 amino acids)
Cellular component (GO): plasma membrane
Source: RefSeq, a predicted model, not a curated record
ACCUGGGAUGCAGAGGUUGCAGUGAGCCGAGAUCACACCAUUGCACUCUAGCCUGGGCAACAAGAGCAAAACUCAGUCUCAAAAACAAAAACAAAAACCAGGAAGGAGGUGAUCUGGCAGGCGGACGCAGCUUCAUUCGUGAAGUGAACAAACCCGGGGGAUAGAUUGGCACUGGGGCUGCCGAUGGGUCUCUUGGGAUUGGGGUGGGGAACCAAUUUGCCGGGGUCUGAUUCCCUGGUUGGGAGCUGAUGGAGCAGCUGCUGAUCCUGCAGAGCUGAAGUCCGCCUGGGGGCCCUGCAGUGACAGCCACAAGGCUGGCCCCCAAACAUCGCACCUGCGCAGAGCUUAAUGGAUCCACAGAGCCAGGGCUGGGGAGAAAUGUGUCUCCACAAGCAGAGGCCGCCUUAAGCUCUAAAAUGUGAUUCUUCACAUGACUCAACUGUGACUCCGGCAUCUGGGUGGGGCUCGUAGCUCCCCAUUUCCAUGCCCAGGGCUGCACCGUUCACAGACCAGCCCAGGGCCACGGUCAGGACCAGCCCAGCAGCCCAGCGCAGAGGAGCCAGCGAAGCUCUCCCGGCGCCUGUGCUGGGGGCUUUCUGUUCCGGCAUCAAGGAUGGAGGAAGGGGAGAGGAGCCCCUUGCUGUCCCAGGAAACUGCAGGCCAGAAGCCCCUCUCUGUGCACAGUCCACCCACCACAGGCUGUCUAGAUCCAGUGCCCUGGGAGGACCAGGCGGACGCCUGGGGCUGCAGCUGCUGUCCCCCGGAGACCAAGCGCCAGGCCUUGAGGGGCACCCCCGGGAAAGGACCAGCCCCUUCCCUGUCCAUAGGGAGCAGCUGUGUCAAGUAUCUGAUCUUCUUCUCCAACUUCCUCUUCUCCCUGCUGGGGCUGCUGGCCCUGGCCAUCGGGCUCUGGGGCCUGGCCGUCAAGGGGUCUCUGGGAAGUGAUCUGGGGGGGCCCCUGCCUGCAGACCCCAUGCUGGGGCUGGCACUAGGGGGGCUGGUAGUCAGCGCAGUGAGCCUGGCUGGCUGCCUGGGCGCCCUCUGUGAGAACACCUGCCUGUUACAUGGUUUCUCUGGGGGCAUCCUUGCCUUCCUGGUGCUUGAGGCCCUGGCGGGAGCCCUGGUGGUGGCCCUCUGGGGCCCACUGCAAGACAGCCUGGAGCACACCCUGCAUGUGGCCAUCGCUCACUACCAGGACGACGCAGACCUGCGCUUCCUUCUCGACCAAGUCCAGCUCGGGCUGAAGUGCUGCGGGGCUGCCUCCUACCAGGACUGGCAGCAGAACCUGUGAGUCUUGGAGUGGGCGAGGGUCAGGGCCGCCACAGGAUCCCAGAGGCCACACACCCUCGUGUGUGUACACACAGUCACUCACAUGUACACAAUCAUUCGUGCAUGCCCACAUGCAUGCACACGUAUACCCACAUGUACACAUAUCCACACCGACACGUCUCGUGCUCACAGGUUUCACGGGUGUGGACACACACGUACACACUCCUCUACACUGACACGAACAUGUUCUCAUGUGCACACACAAAACAGCCUCACACUCAGGCACACACUCAAACUGAAACAUGUUCACACACACGUGUGUCAUGCACACAAGGUACAGGGGUGCUUGCCUCUCCUUGUUCCUUGGGCUCAGGGCCCCAGUCAGCCCUGCGGUCCCCACAGCCUCCAGUGUGAUUCUGUUCCCCUUGCCAGGGCCAGGAGGACUACCCAGGAUCUUAGUGGAGAAGCUGAACCCGCAGACUUAGAAAGUCAUUUUUCUGCUGGGCACGAUGGCUCACAC